This is a messenger RNA of Equus caballus (horse), 4209 nucleotides long. It is a transcript of the gene GLB1L, whose product is annotated as galactosidase beta 1 like. Gene Ontology annotation, biological process: carbohydrate metabolic process. Gene Ontology annotation, cellular component: vacuole. Gene Ontology annotation, molecular function: beta-galactosidase activity. Lineage: Eukaryota; Metazoa; Chordata; Mammalia; Perissodactyla; Equidae. The record is from RefSeq and is a predicted model, not a curated record.
GCGGUAUCCUAGCAACGCGCCGGCAUCCGGAGGAUGUCUGGGCGUGGAGCUGGCAGGUCCGGGGCUGGCUAGGCCUGCAGAAGGACGGGUCCCAGGACCCGCAGAGGGUCCCACACCUGGCCUUCAGUAGGGAUCAAGACGCAGACACCUGCGCCAAAGGGGAGCAAAGCCGGGCUCGGCCCGAGGCCCCCAGGACCUGCAUCUCCCAAUGCCGGAGGAAUCCACCACGUGACCGCCGGACCGCAGUCUCUGACUACAGGACCCCUGUAAGCGCCAUGGCUCCCAAGAAGCCGCCCUGCCUUCCCUCCCUGCUGCUGCCGCUCCUGACGCUGCUUCUGCCCCAGGCAGACACUCGGUCGUUCGUAGUGGAUCGGGAUAAUGACAGAUUCCUCCUGGAUGGGGUCCCGUUCCGCUACGUGUCUGGCAGCCUGCACUACUUUCGGGUACCGCGGGUGCUUUGGGCAGACCGGCUUUUCAAGAUGCGAAUGAGUGGCCUCAACGCUGUGCAGUUUUAUGUGCCCUGGAACUACCAUGAGCCAGAGCCUGGGGUCUAUAACUUUCAUGGCAGCCGGGACCUCAUUGCAUUUCUGAAUGAGGCAGCUAUAGCGAACCUGUUGGUCAUACUGAGACCAGGACCUUACAUCUGUGCAGAGUGGGAUAUGGGGGGUCUCCCAGCCUGGUUGCUUCGAAAACCUAAAAUUCAUUUGAGAACCUCAGAUCCAGACUUCCUUGCUGCAGUGGACUCCUGGUUCAAGGUCUUGCUGCCCAAGAUACAUCCAUGGCUCUAUCACAAUGGGGGCAACAUCAUCAGCAUUCAGGUGGAAAAUGAAUAUGGUAGCUACCGGGCCUGUGACUUCAACUACAUGAGGCACCUGGCUGGGCUCUUCCGUGCAAUACUAGGAGACGAGAUCUUGCUCUUCACCACAGAUGGGCCUGAGGGACUCAAAUGUGGCUCCCUCGAGGGACUCUAUACCACUGUAGACUUUGGCCCAGGUCUCCUGAGCAAGGCUGACAACAUGACCAAAAUCUUUACCCUGCUUCGGAAGUAUGAACCCCAUGGGCCACUGGUGAACUCUGAGUACUACACAGGCUGGCUGGAUUACUGGGGCCAGAAUCACUCCACACGGUCCGUUCAUUCUGUAACCAAUGGACUAGAGAACAUGCUGAAGUUGGGAGCCAGUGUGAACAUGUACAUGUUCCAUGGAGGUACCAACUUUGGAUACUGGAAUGGUGCUGAUGAGAAGGGACGCUUUCUUCCAAUUACCACCAGCUAUGACUAUGAUGCACCCAUAUCUGAAGCCGGGGACCCCACACCUAAGCUUUUUGCUCUUCGAGAUGUCAUCAGCAAGUUCCAGGAAAUUCCCUUGGGACCUUUACCUCCCCCCAGCCCCAAGAUGAUGCUCGGACCUUUGACACUGCACCUGGAUGGGGAUUUGCUGGCUUUCCUAAACUACCUAUGCCCCCAAGGGCCCAUCUAUUCAAUCUUGCCAAUGACCUUUGAGGCUGUCAAGCAGGACCAUGGCUUUGUGUUGUAUCGGACCUAUCUGAGCAAUACUGUUUCUGAGCCAACACGAUUCUGGGUGCCAAACAAUGGAGUCCAUGACCGUGCCUACGUGAUGGUGGAUGGGGUGUUUCAUGGUGUUUUGGAACGAAACAUGAAACACAAACUAUUUUUGACCGGGCAAGUGGGGGCCAAACUGGAUGUCUUGCUGGAGAGCAUGGGGAGGCUCAGUUUCGGGUCGAAUACCAGUGACUUCAAGGGCCUCAUAGAGCCACCAGUUCUGGGGCAAACAAUCCUUACCAGGUGGCUGAUGUUCCCUCUGAAAGUUGAUAAGCUUGUAAAGUGGUGGUUUCCCCUCCAGCUGCUGAAAAGGUCACAUCCUCAAACUCCCUCUGGCCCCACCUUCUACUCCACAAUGUUUGCAAUUUUAGGCUCAAGUGGAGACACAUUUCUCUAUCUACCUGGAUGGACCAAGGGCCAAGUCUGGAUCAAUGGGUUUAACUUGGGCCGCUACUGGACAAAGCGGGGGCCGCAACAGACCCUCUACGUGCCAAGACCCCUGCUGUAUCCUAGGGGAGCCCUCAACAAAAUCACAUUGCUGGAGCUGGAAAAUGCGCCGCCCCAGCCCCAAGUCCAGUUCCUGGACAGGCCCAUCCUCAACAGCACCUUGCACAGGACAUAUGUCUAUUCCCUCUCAGCUGAGGUACAAAGUGACCCUGAGCCAAUGCAGCUAAGUGGGCACUGAGGGAGAGGUAACCCUUGGAUCUGGGACACAGACUGGGCAGGAUCCCUUGGUGCUGGCUAAAGUGACCACACGGAACCACAGGCCACAGGCCUGAAUGUAAGUACAAGGGCAGUUUCCUUGCCAAACUUUAUUGUGAUUAAAGUUCCAGAGACAGUAGCACCUCCACAUACCUCUGUGGCCCUGUCUUUGCCCUGGUUCCUGAAUGGCCCUCUCCCUAGUCUUCCAAAUACUACUCUCUGGUUUCGAGGGGAGGAAGAAACCUAGGGCCAGUGUGAAUGUGCCUGCUCAGGGCCUACAGCUGGCCCCAGACAGAGCUGUAAGAGUUCAGGAAGACGGCUUCCCAGCCUGACGGCGAUGAUCCUGGAGGCAGCGUGUGGAGCAGAAAGAGAAGUCGAGGUAAUGAAAGGGAAUGAGGCCUUGGAGGGAGGUCCCACAGCUCCAGCAGCGUCUGAACAAGAGGAAGAAAAAUGGCUGGCCAGGUACCCCAGAAACUUUCCAAUCCAAGCUCUCCCCACCCCUCCUCCUGCCAUUUCUGUUUUCCCUCCAAAGGUUCCCAGAACAUCUCAAAUCCCCUCAACAAGCCUUCCUGAGUACUGUGUAGGCUCUCAUUCUACUUGCCUCAAAUGGUCCCUACGACAUUACAGUCUACCCGCUCACACCUGCCCCCUCAACAUACCGAACACUGACGAUUGCAGGGUCAGGGAUCUGAGGGCCAGGGGCUCCCAACUGGGCAGCUAGUCGGCGCUCUGCAGCCAGAGCUCUCUGACGGGAAGAGAAGCUGUGUUAAGGUCAAGGCCCCAGUGGUGGAGAGGGUACCCAAGAAGUGACGGCUGCACACUGGGGAAGGGGCAGACCUCUAAGGAAGUCUUGCUGUGGAAGAGAGAGCCUGCAGCCUCACCUUCUCUCGGUCACUGAGGGCGGCAAAGCGCCGCCGCUCUUCUUGCUCCCUCAUCUCCUGCUCCCGCUGCUUCCUCUGCUGUUCCUCUCGCUGCCGCCGGGCUGCCUUCUGCUCCCUUUUCCGCAUCACCUGCCGUGCCUCCAUUUCUGGUGUCAGUGGCCCUGGCACCUGGAGGAGUCCCGGGAAAGUGUAAGCUGACCUGAGCCUUGUUGUAAUCAUAAGCGUCUGGAUUCUUCUCCAUGAACCUUCGGAACUCAUUACGUGUUGAUCUGUCAGCUGCAACUGUAUAUGGUGGCCGGGCCUGGGAGUCCCUAGGUGCGAAAACCCAAAAAAAUGGUUUCAACCUGCCUCCUGCAUCUCCCAACAUCACCCAACCAGACCAAGGGGAAUCCUUUCAAGUAGCCAGUGCCAACAUUAGCCUCCAGAUCAUCCUCUCUCUACCCCACAAGGGAUCGGCAUGAGGACCCUUACUUACAGCACAGUGGGGUCAGCACCUGCCUCCAGCAGCAAGCGAACCACUGAACCUCUCCCAGCUGCGGCUGCUGCAUGCAGGAGGGUGAAGCCACUGGAGCCCAAGGGGGCACUGAGCAGAGACAGAACUCCAGGGUCUACAGGGCUGGCAGCUAGCUGGAGCUUCAGCAUUCCAACAUCUCCGGCUCGGCAGGCAGCUAGAAGCAAGUCCCAGAGCUCUGGCUGACCACGGGCCUUGACCUCAUCCAGGGAAGGCCCCAAAGGGGCUGCAUGUGCCUGGGCUGACUGUGAGGCCUCAUCUUCUAGAGGUUGCUGGGGAAGAGUCUUAAGUGCCCCAGCCUCCAGGUCUCGGCUUCUCUCCUUCUUGUUCCUUUUUCUCCUCUUCUGCUUAGGUAAUACAUCAAACUCACGAAGAUCCAGGGUCGCCAGUGUCAACUCUACUAGCUCCAACUCUACGUCGAAGCUGUCCUCCCCCUCUGACCCUGAACCUAGGAAAAAAUUUGACAUGUUAGAUUCAUCUAAUGAAUAAGCAGAGGCUGCCCAGAUGCUUAAGAAUGUACAUAAAGAGAUAAUCCAGAUUGUCUUGAAAUGAAA